Rotaria sordida is the source of this 286-nucleotide messenger RNA. The record is from the annotation of a GenBank genome assembly. NCBI's taxonomy places the organism in Eukaryota, Metazoa, Rotifera, Eurotatoria, Philodinida, Philodinidae.
AUGCAACAAAUAGAACAAAUACAAGUACGAGGUGUUAUUGUUACACUAAUUCGAAGUACAAAUCGAUCUAUCUUUCUCACAAUUAAUAUGAUACAUUCUAUUAUUCAAUUUUAUCCAACUAAUAAUGGUUCUAGAUAUCCAUUUAUCAUAUUUCAUGAUGAAAAUUUUACUUCAGUCAUGCGUCAACAAAUAUUAUUAUGUGUUCUCAAAAACGACAAAACGAUAAAUAUUUCAUUUGAACUCAUUAAUUUUCAAACAACAGUACAACCAUCUGAUAAAUCACGAU